Eucalyptus grandis is the source of this 1872-nucleotide messenger RNA. RefSeq names its product putative disease resistance protein RGA4. Gene Ontology annotation, molecular function: ADP binding. Lineage: Eukaryota; Viridiplantae; Streptophyta; Magnoliopsida; Myrtales; Myrtaceae. Gene Ontology annotation, biological process: defense response to other organism. The transcript is spliced from 2 exons. The record is from RefSeq and is a predicted model, not a curated record. Bases 1 to 1872 code for a protein of 623 amino acids.
AUGGCUGAAUCACUCGUUUUCAGCAUUGCACAGGGUGUGCUGGGGAAGAUAGCAUCGCCAGCGAUCAAAAAAGCCGUCAGAAUUUGCAACUUUGAAAAUCAGAUCCACGAACUUGAAAAUACGUUGACUGCCAUUUCCACCGUGUUGUUAGAUGCUGAGGAGAAACAGGCAAAGAACCAACGCCUGCAACACUGGCUACAUCGGCUUCGAGAUGUGUUGUACGAUGCGGAGGAUGUGCUCGAUGAAGUCGAUUGUGAAGCCUUACGAAAUGGGGUAAUCAGUCAGUAUGGGGGCGUCAAAGAGAAGGUACAUUGCUUCUUUUCUCUCUCUAAUCCGGUCAUAUUCCGUGCAAAAAUUAGUCAUAAGAUCAAGGAGAUCAAGGAGGCAUUAUCCAAAAUUUUCAUCGAGAAGAGUCAAUUUGAUCUUAAUAUGCGGAGUGUUGAGAAUGUGGUGGCGCAAAUGCCAUCACGAGAGAUGACUUACUCGUUUAUAAACAAGCUGGAUAUCGUUGGAAGAGAUAUCGAUAAACAAAAGAUAAUUGAGAUAUUGAUGCAGCUAGAUGACAAAAACCUCUCAGUGAUUCCUAUUGUUGGAAUAGGAGGUAUGGGUAAGACGGCCCUAGCUAAAUCAAUUUACAAUGAUGACAAUGUGGAAGCGCAUUUUCAGUUGCGACUAUGGGUGUGUGUACCUGAGGAUUUUGAUUUAAAAAAAACUAUUGAUGAAAUAAUCAAAGCAACUGGUCAAAGCUUGAGUAACCCCAACAUUCAGCAAUCACAAACCUUUCUGCAAAAAUCCAUCAAAGACAAGAAAUUUCUUCUAGUGUUGGAUGACGUAUGGAACAAUGAUCUCACUAGAUGGGACCGAUUGAAGGCUUUGCUAACCGAAGGAGCUAGUGGAAGCAAGAUAAUUGUGACAACACGCUCUUCAGAAGUCGCGUCUAUAAUGGGAACUCAUCCAGCACAUAAUCUUGAAGGUCUUUCUCAUGAAGACUCUGUGGCGUUGUUCAAAAAAUGGGCGUUCAACGAAAAUGAAAAGCAUCCAUGUGAUGAUCUCCUUGAGAUGGUAGAUGACAUUGUCAAUAAAUGUCAAGGAGUUCCUCUCCUUGUAAAAACUUUGGGGAGUCUACUUUAUACAAAUCACGAAAUAUGGUAUUGGGCACAUAUAAGAGAGAGCGAAACAUGGAAGUUAGUGGAAGAAAGUAAGGACAUUCUACUGGUUAUUAAGCUUAGUUAUGAUCAUUUACCAGUCCACUUAAAACGUUGUUUUGCCACACUUUCUCUUUUUCCCAAAGGAUAUGAAAUUGGGGCCUUAAGUUUAGCUAGGUUUUGGAUGGCUUUAGGAUUCAUUAGUUCGGGAAGGGAAAAAUUGGCCUUAGAAGACGUUGGUGUUGAGUAUGUCAAAGAGUUGUGGAAGAGAUCUUUGAUCCAAGAAGUUGAGAUGGACUUAAAUUUUACUUUUAAAGUGCACGAUCUAGUCCAUUCUCUUGCAAUGAUUGUGGCAAAAAAUGAUUGCGCUAUCGUUGGCUUGGCUACUACAGAGAUUUCAGAAGGAGUUCGGUAUGUUUCAUUCUCUAGCAUUUCAUUAGAGGGAAUCUCAGAUUUCGAUGGAGUCCCGCCUUUUCUGAGAAAGCCAACUUCAAAGAGGCUGCGUGCGAUUAGAUUUCCCUUCAGAGUUGAUGAUGGAGUUAUUACUAGAGAGUUUGCUAGAAUGUGCAUCUCCAAGUGUAAUCACAUACGGUAUUUGGGUUUGGCAUAUGGUAGUUUUGAGGAGCUGCCGAGUUCCAUAUGCAACUUGAAGCACUUGAGAUCGUUAUAUCUCGAUGAGAACAAGCGAUUGAAGAAGCUUCCAAACACCAUUUAUGAACUCCCAUGA